Messenger RNA from Chenopodium quinoa (quinoa), 1857 nucleotides. RefSeq names its product isovaleryl-CoA dehydrogenase, mitochondrial-like. Gene Ontology annotation, cellular component: mitochondrion. Gene Ontology annotation, molecular function: flavin adenine dinucleotide binding; 3-methylbutanoyl-CoA dehydrogenase activity. Lineage: Eukaryota; Viridiplantae; Streptophyta; Magnoliopsida; Caryophyllales; Amaranthaceae. The transcript is spliced from 15 exons. Gene Ontology annotation, biological process: L-leucine catabolic process. The coding region runs from base 174 to 1406 and encodes 410 amino acids. The record is from RefSeq and is a predicted model, not a curated record.
UUAUACAUCGUGGUUAUCGUCCUAUACUCAAGACGGCAACUCCCAUUAAAUAUUUUACAGGGCCACGCUUUCUCUUCUCAGCAGUUCCAUAACAAAGUUUCCUGCUCCUUGAAUUAUUUUAUAUUUGACGUACUCCAUUUUUAUACCUUCUACCAGUUCAUCUCUCUUUGAAGAUGCAGAGGCUAUUCGCAAUUAGAAGAGCUUUAUCUUCGUUAUUAAUUUCCAGGAAUUCAACUCAAUCUGCUGCUUUCUCUACCUCUCUUCUCUUUGAUGAUACACAAAUUCAGUUCAUGGAAAGUGUUGCCCAAUUUGCUCAAGAAAAAAUUGCUCCUCAUGCAGAGAAAAUUGAUAAAACCAGUUACUUUCCUAAGGAUGUGAAUCUAUGGAAUCUCAUGGGAGAAUUUAAACUUCACGGAAUUACGGCACCAGAGGAAUAUGGUGGACUUGGCCUUGGAUAUCUCUACCACUGUAUUGCAAUGGAAGAAAUCAGUCGUGCUUCUGGUUCAGUUGGCCUGUCAUAUGGAGCCCACUCUAAUCUUUGUAUAAAUCAGUUGGCAAGGAAUGGGAAUCCUGACCAGAAAAAGAAAUACUUACCAAAGCUUAUCAGUGGGGAGCAUGUUGGAGCUUUGGCAAUGAGUGAACCAAAUGCUGGUUCAGAUGUUGUUGGUAUGAAGUGCAGAGCUGAUCGUGUUGAUGGUGGCUAUGUGCUAAAUGGGAACAAAAUGUGGUGCACAAAUGGCCCAACUGCUCAAACCCUGGUAGUCUAUGCAAAAACAGACAUGGCCAAACACUCCAAAGGAAUUACAGCAUUCAUCAUCGAAAAGGGAAUGCCUGGAUUUAGCACAGCCCAAAAACUGGACAAACUGGGAAUGCGAGGAAGCGACACGUGUGAACUUGUUUUUGAGAACUGCUUUGUGCCUCAGGAAAAUGUUCUCGGGGAGGAAGGAAAAGGGGUAUAUGUUAUGAUGUCAGGGCUGGACUUGGAGAGGCUUGUUUUGUCAGCUGGACCUCUUGGUAUUAUGCAAGCUUGCCUUGAUGUUGUUCUUCCUUAUGUUCGGCAGAGGGAACAGUUUGGGCGUCCAAUCGGUGAAUUUCAGUUCAUUCAGGGGAAGGUUGCUGACAUGUAUACUUCCUUGCAAUCAUCAAGGUCAUAUGUGUACUCAGUUGCACGAGACUGUGACGGUGGAAAAGUUGACCCAAAGGACUGUGCUGGAGUUAUUCUCUGUGCUGCUGAAAGGGGUACACAAGUUGCACUGCAGGCCAUACAAUGUCUUGGAGGUAAUGGUUACGUGAAUGAGUAUCCAACAGGGCGUUUUCUUCGGGAUGCAAAAUUAUAUGAAAUAGGGGCAGGAACCAGUGAGAUAAGGAGAAUGAUCAUCGGUCGUGAAUUGUUCAAGGAGCAAUGAGCACUCUAGAAUAAUUAUUGGGUGAUUCCAAAUCAACUAUCUGUGGUUCCUAUGCAAGGCUUCAUAACAGUGAAGAUACUGGGCUCUGCUAGACCAGGCGUGCUGCUGUAGAUUGCCAUCCAUUGCUCUCUUUCGAUACAUCUGUGAAACUGAUUAAACUGUAUAGAAUCUGUAAAGCAAAUAAGUGCAAUUAUAUCAAUCCAACAUUUUAGAGCUUUUUAAAUGCUCAAUUCCUUUGGACCUUCAUUUUGAGGCACACUUUAUAUAGAUUUAAUUGUGAAUGCCAAAGAUGUUAACUGAUAGUUCAUGGUUGCCUUGUUUGAGGUAGCAAUCUACUAAUAUCUUUUCAAUUUCCUUUUUUUUUUUGGUUGGGGAGGGGUUGUUUUGAGUUGAAUUUGGUGUAUCAUAAGGGAUUUCUGAAAAGACAGGUGAUAGAGAAUUGAUCAUAUGA